CUUCAUGCUGUGUGUGUGUGUUUUUUUUUUUUUUAAAGACAAAUCAGCCACUGUUUCAAACGGAUCAAGAAUAUGAUGUACGUGCUUGUUUUGUUCUUUUUAUGUUUUUUUCCUCUGACUGGUGCUGGUACAAAAUAUAUAACUGUCUCAGCGAUGGAGGGAGAAUCUCUCACACUCUCUACUGGUCUUACUAAAAUACAGAGCGAUCAUGAGUGGCGCUUUGGAUUAAACAGAACUCUCAUAAACAAAAAAGUGGAGGGCAACAUCCUUCAGAUAUUCAGAGACAGAGUGCAGAUCAAUGGACAGACUGGAGAUCUCACCAUCACAAACAUCACUAAUGAACACACUGGUGUUUAUGAACUAAGUGACGAUUUAGGAAAGAUGGACAUUAAAUUUACUGUCACUGUUUAUGCUCCUGUGCCUGUUCCUGUCAUCACCAGAUACUCUCCUCAGUGUUUAUCAUCAUCAUCAUCAUCAUCAUCAUCUGCCUUCAAAAGUGUGCUGCUGUGUUCAUUGGUGAAUGUGAGUCAUGUGACUUUCUACUGGUACAAAGGAAACAGUUUAUUGUCCAGCAUCAGUGUGUCUGAGUUCAGCAUCAGUCUCUCUUUACCUCUGGAGGUGGAAUAUCAGGAUAACAACACCUACAGCUGUGUAGUGAAAAAUCCUGUCAGCACCCAGACCACACAUUUGGACAUCGAUCAACUCUGCCAGACAUGUUCAGACUGUGACCACUACUGGAGUCAAACGGCUGAAGCUGUGAUCCGAUUGGUCAUCUCUGCUGUAGUGGGCGUGGCUGCUGUUGCUGCUGUUGUUGUGCUGGUUUAUGACAUCAGAUCCAGAAGAACUGAACUGGAGAGGAAAACUAAGUUCAUCAAAUAGGCUAGUAAUGUACCUGGUAUUGUAAAACAAGCAUAAACAGUCUCUGUCCUUUUAUUGCUUUUUCUUAAUGUAUUUUUAAGAGAUUAUCAAUAUUUAUAAUGAUAAUGGUGCAUUACUUAUUCUAAUGUCAUUUGUAAUACCAGUCCAUCACAACUGAUACCAUUUGAUUUACAGUUAAGGAACUGCUAAGUAAAGAAUCUAAUGAGUAAAUUAAAAGACGUGUAAGUAAGAUUGAGCAGCGCAAGUUGAUACUAAGCUUGUAUGGUAAAGAAAAGUGCCAACAAAGU
This is a messenger RNA of Labeo rohita (rohu), 1166 nucleotides long. Its product is annotated as hepatocyte cell adhesion molecule. The transcript has 4 exons. The coding region runs from base 73 to 879 and encodes 268 amino acids. Lineage: Eukaryota; Metazoa; Chordata; Actinopteri; Cypriniformes; Cyprinidae. The record is from RefSeq and is a predicted model, not a curated record.